Rhinolophus ferrumequinum (greater horseshoe bat) is the source of this 2407-nucleotide messenger RNA. It is a transcript of the gene XKR5, whose product is annotated as XK related 5. The coding region runs from base 151 to 2283 and encodes 710 amino acids. The transcript has 7 exons. Gene Ontology annotation, biological process: phosphatidylserine exposure on apoptotic cell surface; engulfment of apoptotic cell; apoptotic process involved in development. The record is from RefSeq and is a predicted model, not a curated record. Gene Ontology annotation, cellular component: plasma membrane. NCBI's taxonomy places the organism in Eukaryota, Metazoa, Chordata, Mammalia, Chiroptera, Rhinolophidae.
AUAAGGUUGGGGAACAGCGAGAAAACACUCCUGCCCACAUCAAGAGGCUUCAUCUGAUGCAGCCCAGUAGCCAGAAAACUCAGCGCUGCCUCCCCGCUCCCCGCUGGUAACUUGAGAUAAACCAGAACCAGGCUAACGGCUGGGGCCGAAAUGCCUCCCGCCGUCGGGUCUCCGCCGGAAACCUCCCCGCCUCAGCUGCGCGCACGGGGAGGGGCGGGGGCGAGGCGGCGCGGGCGGCGGAGGAUGCACGCGGGGCUGCUGGGGCUCUCCGCCCUGCUGCAGGCGGCCGAGCAGAGCGCGCGCCUCUGCACCACGACCUACUACUUUACCACAGGACAGCUGCUCUGGGGGUGGCUGGCCCUUGCUGUGCUACUGCCUGGCUGCUUAGUCCAGGGCCUGAGCUAUGUGUGGUUCCUAGCAGACGGACAGCGGGGCCACUGCUGGUUGGUCAUGCUGCACCUCCUACAGCUCGGCGUGUGGAAGCGACACUGGGACGCCAUGGCAACUGUUCUGUGGAAGGAUGGGGUGGCCCGCCACCACGGCCAGCUGCUGCUCCAGGAGGCCGACCUGUCAGCUCUCCGCCUCUUGGAAGCCCUGCUCCAGACUGGACCCCACUUGCUGCUUCAAACUUAUGUUUUCCUCGCCUCGGACUUCACAGAUAUUGUGCCAGGGAUGAGCGCCCUGUGCUCGUGGGCGGCCCUGUCCUGGGCCCUGGUGUGCUAUGCUCGUUUCAUGGGCUCCAUGAAGCCGGGUCACGUCGCCACGCCAUGGGCUGCCCUCUUCUGCCAGCAACUGUGGAGGAUGGGCAUGGUGGGAGCCCGCGUCCUGAGUCUGGCUUUGUUCUUCAGAGCUCACCACGCCUGGGGUUUGGUGGCUGGAGGUGCCCACUGGCUGGUGAUGACAUUCUGGCUCGUGGCCCAGCAGAGUGACAUUGUGGAAAGCACCUGCCCCUGGCGGCUGUUCAACGUGCUGGUGGGCGCCGUGUACAUCCUCUGCUACCUCAACUUCUGGGAUGGCCCUUCCAGAAACAGGAUGGUCACGUUCUAUAUGAUUAUGCUGCUGGAGAACGGCAUCCUGUUGCUCUUGGCCACUGAUUUUCUCCAGGGGACAUCGGUGACCAGCCUGUGGGCCAUCGCAGGAGUCUUGUCUGGGUUUCUGAUUGGCACCAUCUCGCUGGUGAUUUAUUACAGCCUGCUGCAUCCUAAGUCCACAGACAUCUGGCAGGACUUUGUCAGGAAGUCCUGUGGCUUUGCAGGGGGUGACAGGGCAGAGAGAGAAUCUUCUCCCCAGGGCACCGCUCUAGCUGAAGACAGGCCGGAGAGCCCAGUCACAAGUCAAGAGGAAGGUUAUGAGCUAACUAGUCUGGGGGAGCCCGCCAUCUCGCAAUGGGGACCCCCAGAGUCUGGGCUAGAAAGCCAGAUUUCGGGAGGGGACUCUUUCCUCAGUCACCACCACUGGCUGUUGGUGAAACUUGCCCUAAAAACGGGAAAUGUGUCUAAGAUCAACGCAGCCUUUGGAGAAGACCAUCCUGGGUGCUUCUGUGCCCCUGCGUGGGGCUUGAGCCAACACCACAACCAGCAGAGGAAGCCCCCGUUUUCCCAGCAAGCGCUCCCAUCGUCCCCCCAUGGCCCCGUAACCUCAGAGAACGGCUCUGACUUUCGAGGUGUCUCCAAAGCAGAGGCCGACCAGUCGGAAACCUCAAGUUACGUCUCUUUUACCAGCGAUAAUUAUCACAAAGCUCCUGUCCAGCAGCCAGCAGCUCUGCAGCAGGGGGGUGGCCCAGAGGAAGGAGCAGGGGCUGUUUCUAGGGAGCGAGGAAGAGGUGCAGGCGGGCAGCUGAGCGGAGCAGGGGGACAGGAGAGCGCCACGCUGUACUUCAGUGCCACCUCGGACGCGGCCACGCCGGCACACCACGGAGGUGGGCCAGCCCCUGCGCAGACGUGGGGGAGGGGCAGCCCCGCGCAGCCCGCCCCGCCUCCACCGACCGCGAAGCCCUUUCCCGCCACCAUCGCCAACAUUAGCCCCGUCCUGGGCACGGGGCCAGGUAGGCGACUCCGCCCCGGCACAGUCGUCCCCAGCAGAUCUCCGGCUGGCUCGGACGGCGGGGAGCGCACGAGGGACCCCAAUCAUCCUGCCACUGCUGGCCCGUGGAUGUCACUGCCGCGGGUGGGCCCCAGGCCUGCAGAGGAACCCUGCCUCACGUCCACCCCCAAGUCUGAGUCCAUCCACAGGGAUGGCAGCCCGGAGGGAAGGCCAGAGACCGAGGCAAGGGUCACCAUCUGACCACAGCCCCGGUGAGAGAGGACAACAGGCUGGUCACUGGGCGUCUGGGUAGGAGAAAUGCCACUUCUGACGUCCACGCCCUGUGCGUCACACGCCCCCCUGGACCACUCAGGAACGAAGGAAC